This is a messenger RNA of Populus nigra (black poplar), 1442 nucleotides long. Its product is annotated as nuclear pore complex protein NUP85-like. The transcript is spliced from 7 exons. Gene Ontology annotation, molecular function: structural constituent of nuclear pore. Gene Ontology annotation, biological process: protein import into nucleus; mRNA export from nucleus; positive regulation of DNA-templated transcription. Gene Ontology annotation, cellular component: nuclear pore outer ring. Bases 422 to 955 code for a protein of 177 amino acids. NCBI's taxonomy places the organism in Eukaryota, Viridiplantae, Streptophyta, Magnoliopsida, Malpighiales, Salicaceae. The record is from RefSeq and is a predicted model, not a curated record.
AACAUUCUCUGAGUCCUGCUUUCCUUCCGAAACCUCUUUAGAACCCAAGACCGUUACUUAUCCAUAAAAAGACCCUUCUCCGUCGAAAUGCCUGGCGUCGCGGCGGACUCUACCACUUUCGCCAGCGGUGGCGCUUUAGUCCCAUUCGUGCCAGACACCGAAAUUGCCGUGGUGUACCCGCUUCACCACGGCCUAAAACCUCCAAUCUCUCGCGUCUCAAUCUCCUGGGCACGUGGAAACAAUCUCCGCAUCUCGUUACUCCGUAAUCUACCUUCCGAUUCCGACUCGGAUGGAUAAUUUUGGGAAAAAUUUGUGGAGGUGAAUCUCGGCAGCGGAGCAGCCGAUGUCAGAGACGCCGAGCAUUGGCGCCGCAUUCCCUACGGCUCCGUGACGCCUUUCGCGCUCCUUCAAAGCCGCAAGAAUGCAGUUUCGAGUUUUUAUAACCAGUCCCUCUCCAUAUCACCUUGACUGGUGGGAGUAUGUAAUGGAGUAUAGCAAGGACAUAAAUGCACUACUUGGGAAUCCAAAGUCAAAUGAUAGUUCUUUAAUUGAAGACCCUAAAGAAGUUUCGAAGAAAUUUCAGGAACCAACGAGUUUAAAGGCAGCAUGGGAGUUGAUGGAAAUGUUUUAUGUAGACAAAUUAUGUCAAAGCUGGUUACCGGAACGCCUUGUCGAUUGGUUGGCGGAUUAUGAUAGUCUAUUAUCAGGUGAUCAGCUGACUGUUCAUUCGAAACUUGUGGAGUUUCAAGGGAAACUAGUUACCUUACAGGUCAUCGAGGAUGAUCCUAAAUAUUGGGAGGUGAUGUUGUCUGCACUAGCAGUUGGUUGGCUAGAGAUUGUGGUGAAACAUUUGCUCUUGCAUGGAUCUCAUCAACUAGAUCAACUUGGCUAUAGAGAGGCUGUGGACACUGCUCUUCCGGGAAAAUGUCUCUCAAACGAACAUUUUGUUGAAUAAACUGCAAGAAUUGUCCAUGGCAAGUGUUCGUCCAGGCUUUGUCACCGCUGACUUGCCAACUGAGGCACUAAACUCUGUUAGGCUGGCUCUUGCCACAACUCUUGGGCGUGCCAUCUUAGAGGAACAAUGAUGCCUUGUUUUUUACGUUCUUGAAGCUAUUAAUGCACUCCCUGGUGACCAGGCAUUCAAGCCACAUGAUCACCAUCAUAUCGAAGAAAUGUUGACGGUGAAUUUGGGAUUCACUACAUGCUUGUUUAAAGUUCUGCAUAGCCAAUGUUCCACAAGAGAAACCACUGCUCCUCUACUUGCUAGAAGUAUUAAUUAGGCCCUGUUUGUUUCUUGAAAAGUAGUUUUAUUUUGGAAAGUGAAUUAUUUUCCGAUAUUUGAUAGUGUUAUGGAAAAUAAGUUGGAAAACAUUUUCCAGUAUCUGGUUAUGUCAUGGAAAAUGAGCUGAAAAAUAAUUUAUUAAUGUUUUAUUUUUUUUCAA